GCCAGAGGCAAGUGCGCUUUUUUUCGAAUGCGAUCACGGUUGGAAAACGUGGACGAGGAAACGGGGCUCGAAAGGAACUCUCCAGCAAGCACGGGAGCCCUUCCCGGACUACAAGAAGAAACAGAGGAAAGACCAAGACGCGCGAGCCAUUAUAAAUCUCUGCACAGUAUUAUGGCCAGGAUAAAAAGGGCAAUGCAGCAAAAGAUAUAAAUUGAGACUUUAAAUAAUAGAUAUAUAUUUCUUACUGGGUUAUAGUAGCUGCUUAUAACUAGAUAGUUUAAGUAGGUAGGUAGGUAGGUAGGCUGUGGGCGUCUGGUAGGCUGCUGCGUGGGCGGAUGCUGGCAACGGAGGAACAGCUGCGCGCAAAGGCCUCAAGCUGAAGGGGCAAACCUUGGGCUUUGGCUUCCUCAAAGCUUUGGCAGCCUUUCCAAUGUUUCGCUAAAAAGGCGCCAUUUUGGAGCAGCAAAAAAAGGGCACUUUUCUCAGCAGGCAUUUUUCCGGAUCUCUAUGGUGAUUCAAGAUCAAAACUAUAUAUAGACGCAAACUUUUUGACUCAAAAAGCGUGGGCCUUUUUUUGCGGCAAGUUCUGGAAGGUUCUGAAGAUUAAAGAGAACAAAAACCAAGGGGCGCUUCCUCAGCUUGAGGCCUCUGCGGGCAGCUGCUCAAUCCUGAGCAGAGAGACGGCCGCGGGCCUUCCCGCGCUCCACUUCUGACGCUCUUGCCAGCAGCCCACGCAGCAGCAGCCUACCAGACGCCCACAGCCAGCCUAUCUACUUAGCCUAGCUACCUAAGUGACUAGUUAAGGCAUUUAGAAAAUCAAUAAGCUGAAUUUAUAUCUUUUUCUACCUUGCCCUUUAUUUUAUCCUGCCUGGUCAUAAGUAUGACUUUUACGAUGGCCUGUGAAGGCAAAUAUCCGAGAUCCGUGGCGGAGAAAAAAACCGAAAGAGAAAGGGAGGAGGACAAGGAAGUUUGUGGCAGAGGCCCGCAUGUGUACUCUGGGAUUUUUCCUCGCCACGCGUAUAGCGUAGAGGCGUUGGAAGUUUUCGCCGUUCCUCUCGAAUCCGCGCCACUUGUGGCAGAAGUGACGACCGCAACGGCACAGGACGUGCAUUCCAAGAAAAAGUUUCUUCUCGUGUAUGGCAUCCAACUCCGAAACCCGCAUGCAUUACGUGGCGGCAUCUGGAAUCCGUUUUUUAUGGCAACGGAAUUGGAAAGGAGAAAUUUUGAAGACUGGAAGGCACCUGACGCGCGCCAGGUUCUUCAGUCAACGCCGAUGAAUUUAUGGGGGGAGUUAGACAGUAGACCUGCGCCUGUUUCGGUUGUGUGAUACAUGAUAGAUAAAUAUGUAGGCGGCGACUCGCGACUCGGGCUGUUAAAGUAUGUAAAUUUUUCACCCAAGAAAAAGGCUAUAACUAAGUAAAUGUUGAAGGUGAAGCUGCAGCUUUUGCUUUUCUAGCCCAUUCUCUGGCCAAAGGGGAAGAGCAUCAAGUGGGCGGAUAGAAUUCCGAGAGAUUUUCAGGGAGGAUACGAGUGACGCUCCUAAUACAUAGAGGGCUGACACUCGGCCGAGAUACUCUCUUUUCUAACGCCGCGGGGCCGUGUGAGCGAAGGCGCCUCGACGACUUUGCUC
This is a messenger RNA of Amoebophrya sp. A25, 1630 nucleotides long. NCBI's taxonomy places the organism in Eukaryota, Dinophyceae, Syndiniales, Amoebophryaceae. The record is from the annotation of a GenBank genome assembly.